This is a messenger RNA of Caenorhabditis sp. 36 PRJEB53466, 685 nucleotides long. NCBI's taxonomy places the organism in Eukaryota, Metazoa, Nematoda, Chromadorea, Rhabditida, Rhabditidae. The record is from the annotation of a GenBank genome assembly.
AUGCAAACGCGCUCCAGCGAGCUAGCCGCAUUUAGGAGCGUUUUGUGCGUCGCAAAGUGUACUCGGAGUGUACGGCGUCCAGGCGCUUCACUUUUCCACUGAUUAUCGAUUUUGAAAAAUCGCGAUAUCAACCAAUCUUGAAACGUCAAUUUUUAGAUUUUUGGUACUUAAAUUACUCGUUUUCAUAAUUUUUUCUGUUUUUCAGUAAUGCCAGUUCAAGUUGAGGUCCCCCCAACCACCUACGAGAGACUGAAGCAGUAUCAGGUAAAUUUAGUUUUUAAAUUGUUUUUCUUUGUGAUUUUAGCCAUUCAAAACGUUAUUUUCUUGCAGGAGAAGUUCUCCGAUGCUCUCCGCAACCCGGAAUCGCCGGAUUGGUACAAGAAGGAGACCCACGAGUCUGUGAAGAAGGAUCUCCUCUGGGCCGCCCCGUACGACGCGAGAUUCCCGCAGGUUUGCCGGUUUUCUUCCGAAUUUUUUCAAAAAAGCAAUCUUUCAGGUCCGUAAGCAGCGUCAGUGCUUCGCCUACUACGUUGACUUCCACCGCUGCAAUGAGCUGAUGGGACAGGACUACAAGCCGUGCAAGUUCUUCCAAAACGUGUACAAGGACUUCUGCCCUGGAUUCUGGGUUGAGAAAUGGGACGAGCUUCUGUCCGAGGGACGCUUCCCAGCCAAAUUCGAUCGCUAA